This is a messenger RNA of Labeo rohita (rohu), 1673 nucleotides long. RefSeq names its product SLAM family member 9. Lineage: Eukaryota; Metazoa; Chordata; Actinopteri; Cypriniformes; Cyprinidae. The record is from RefSeq and is a predicted model, not a curated record. The coding region runs from base 408 to 1391 and encodes 327 amino acids. The transcript is spliced from 6 exons.
GUCUGAAAAGUGAAAUCAAGAUAGCGCUUUGGGUUCUGUAGGCUAGCUCUUUAUUUCUUUAUUUUUCAAAACAUUGUGCAUUUUAAAGUGGAUAGAUGAAUCACAAAUUAUGUAUUUUAAUUAACAGUCAACGUAAUAGUUCCGCACGUAAUCCACUAGAAGGGGCUUUUGUCUAGCCUAUCCCAUCUUGAAAACAUGUAGGAAAACGAUACUAGGUUAGCAGCUUUUAGUAGUAUUAAUAUCACUCUUAACGUUAUUUCUCGAAAUGAUCUUUGUUUUAAGCGUGUUACCUACCCUGACGUUUGAGAGAAGUGGAUUGGAUUUGUCAUUUAAUGCUUUUGGAUCUCAUCAAUCAAACAAAAGCUUCUACUAGUCCAUGAGGAGUUUAUUGUUCGGAUUUUUUGAAUAUGGUUCAUAAAUAUUUUGUCUUCAGUCUGUGGAUUUGGUUCUCACGUGGUGUGUUUGGUGAUAAAGAUGCAGUUAAAUCAGUAUUUGUGACUGAGGGAGAUUCUGUCACUCUAAACACUGAUGUUGAAGUACAGAAAGAUGAUCGGAUUCUGUGGACAUUUAAAAUGGACAAUUCUGACACUCUUAUAGCUGAAAUCAUCAGAGAGAACAACUAUAUAGAUGACAGUACUGUGGCAUUUAGAGACAGAGUCCAGAUGGACAGUCAAACUGGAUCUCUGACCAUCAGAAACAUCAGAACUGAACAUUCUGGACUUUAUAAACUACAGAUCUACAGAAACAGAAUAAUAUCACACAAGAGUUUCACAGUUGCUGUUUAUGCUCCUCUUCCCAUUCCUGUCAUCACCAGAAACACUUCAAACUGUUCACCAUCUAAACGUUCAUCAGUGUCCAAAUGUUCAUUGUUGUGUUCAGUGGUGAAUGUGAGUGAUGUGAGUCUCUCCUGGUACAAAGGAAACAGUUUAUUGUCCAGCAUCAGUGUGUCUGAUCUCAGCAUCAGUCUCUCUCUACCUCUGGAGGUGGAAUAUCAGGAUAACAACACCUACAGCUGUGUGAUCAACAAUCCCAUCAGCAACCAGACCAAACAUCUCAACAUCAGUAAACACUGUCACACAUGUACAGAACUCAAGCAAACAUCACAUUUGGUGGGAAUAUCAGUUAUAGCGAUAGUUCUGGUCUUGGCUGCAGCUGUGGGGUUUAUGAUAUACCGAAGGAACGGCAAACAAGCAACACCACAAGGUCUGACAAUCACAGAACAGAAAAAUCCCAUGUCAGAAUAUACACAGAUCAUCUACUGUCUUCAGCAGGAAGAUCUGCCAAAGAAACCCUUACUGGAUGUGGGCAGAACUGAGACAACUGUGAACUACUACCACAGUGAAAUACAAAAGGCAGAUCUCAGGAAAAUCUCACUUACACCCAGGAGUUAAGAGUUAUUGAAUAUAUCCAUAAUUAUAUAUUUAUGUGAUCAUCAAAGACACCUAACUAAUGCAUAUUUAGAAAAUGAAUUAAAACCCUGCUGAUGGACACUAGUCCUGUAAGAACACCCCUGGCUGUUAUGGGUUUUUUCACUGCCUUCACAAAAAUGUAUUGUACUCUGGAGACUGCAAGGGAACAACAGCCUCCCUGUUACACUUUCUGUUUAAGCAGCCCUAAAAUGAUAAUUUAAUGCAGAUGUCAUCCAGCAUGACCUUUGCACCACCUUGCAGCUG